Messenger RNA from Haliotis rubra (blacklip abalone), 1732 nucleotides. RefSeq names its product BTB and MATH domain-containing protein 36-like. The coding region runs from base 268 to 1008 and encodes 246 amino acids. NCBI's taxonomy places the organism in Eukaryota, Metazoa, Mollusca, Gastropoda, Lepetellida, Haliotidae. The record is from RefSeq and is a predicted model, not a curated record. The transcript is spliced from 2 exons. Gene Ontology annotation, molecular function: protein binding.
UCACUACGGUCGUGUCGGGUCAUUUCCAAGAAAAGACUUCUCGCGUCUAUUUCCAAGAAAGGGCUUGGUGAGUCCAAACACGUUGCAAAAGAAAGUGAAACAUACAUUGUUGGACUCACACUGUAGGGCUACGUGUCCACCUCUCCCUCGAGAACUAUAUGUUUUAAACUUUGAACUUUCACUACACCGAGAGUGAUAUAGCAACGACAUACCAGAAGUAAAUCAGAGUGCUCAGUACUCGGCAGGUUAUUAAUCUCAAUAUCUACAAUGUCUAGAAAAGCCAACAGGGGCGGUAUGUUUGGUGUUUCACAACCUGUAAUUGGAAGAUCCAGUACAGGAUUCCCUUUCGCUUCAGGAACAACUGCCACACCGCAGGCUGCAAUACCUGUGGUGGAGCCCAAGUCGGAACCGGAAAUCACAACGUCGGUGUUCGAUAAUCCAUCAAGUACAACAGACAUAACAUUAGAGGUCGAAGGGAGACAACUCCACGUCAACAAAGGUGUCCUUGUGGCUGCUUCGUCCGUGUUUGAAAAAAUGUUUGAGGGGGAUUUCAAGGAGAAGAACGAGAUUCCGUUAAAUAACAAAACCUAUGCGGAAAUCGUUGAGAUGCUUCUUCGUAUAUACCCAUCUGAACUGAAAUCUAUCACCCCAUCAAAGGUUGACAAGUUGUUGCAACUGGCAGACGAAUACAAGAUGACGGCACUGACGCAGAAAUGUGAACGCUUUUUGUUAUACCAGUGCACGAGGAUGACUUCAGAUGGUUCCAUCUCCAGUAAAGUACUUGUUCAUUACAUAUAUCUGGCUGACAAAUAUCAUUUGGAUGAUCUGUUGACAAGGGCGACCGACAUAACUUCUCAUUUGGUCUUUGGGGAAAGAAACGAUGGAAUAUCAUAUGAGCCAAGUCCAGAUAGAUCUGCUAUCUUGAGUCAUGAGGAAUACCCACUGAUAAGCGAACCUAUCCAACUCCUGCUGGCGCUCAAGCGUAUUUCUUUCCUUGAAAGGAAUUAAUAUGAAAUCACAGAACAAUCCACUGCAACAUUGACGGAGUAGUUCUUCAACUACUAAUAACAGUUACUGUAGUUCUGCAAGGUAUUCUUUUAGCCUCUAAAAUUGUAGACGACCUGUCAUAGUUUGUGUAUUCUAGUUACUCUGUUAGGCAUCUGAAUCAAGAUAUAGUUGAGUCAAAAGGUCCAACACCCCAGUUAGCUAUCUGUCUCAGGUAAUGUAAUGCUGUAGUGUUUUCAGCUCUAUGUAUAUUUCAGUUUCUUCAUAUAAUUGUAGGCUUUGAUGGUGGUGUGUGAUCUCUUCUACCUUUAUGCAUUAAAUAUGUUGUAUACAUUCGUUCAUGCUUUCGUAGAUCUGUGAAGUCCGGAUGUAAAUAAAGUUCCAUUUUGGGCAAAAAGGUUUAUCAUACAUGGAAGGUAGAUCAUGCAUUAAAUAUGUUGUAUACAUUUGUUCAUGCUUUCGUAGAUCUGUGACGUCCAGGUGUAAAUAAAGUUCCAUUGUGGGCAAAAAGGUUUAUCACACAUGGAAGGUAGAUCGAACCUAGUGACGCGUUGUCCAGUGAAGAUACUUUCAUUUCGUGCCAGGUGCAAGUGGGCAUCAUUGUAUCACGCUUGAGGCGAUGUCCCACGCCCCACCACACCCAUUCUCGUCCACAUUACAGUACCGAGAUGUUAUCACCACUGUACUCAGAUGUAUAUCUAUAUUUUAUUGAAAUAAAUCAUCAAUU